AUGUGGUCUGUCCUACUACUUUUAGUUGUUACAGCUAAUGCUUUUCCAUCUACUCCUCCUUACACUACUCCUGAUAGUACUUAUUUCAUUUACGACAGUGCACUAGGCAUGCAUUGUGAUUCCGAUACAAAUUGUGGUGGUUUAGUUGCCUCAUCCAUGUGUCUUAAUGGCACGUGUGUUUGUCAACCUGGACUUAUUCCACAAGGUAUUAUGAAUUGUGUCUAUCCUCAUGGUAUGAACAAUUUACUAACUACUAGUUAUCUGUAA
Molecule: messenger RNA, 267 nt
Organism: Rotaria sp. Silwood2
Lineage: Eukaryota; Metazoa; Rotifera; Eurotatoria; Philodinida; Philodinidae
Source: the annotation of a GenBank genome assembly